AUGACACCAUUACAAAGGCCUGAAAACCUCCUGGGUAACUGGAAAAUGGAUCUGAUGGACUGUUGCAAUGCACAUAUUGAUUCCAUUGCAGAUAGCUUGCAAAGCAGAUCACAUUUUACUGGUCAUAGUCAAGGCACAUUGCAAAUGCAUUUGACUUAUGUGGAAAUCAACCAUCCAGCAGUGGUAAUUGACAAAGAGGGAAACAUCCUCCUGUGGUAUCUCCCAAAUGCAUUCAAUAAGGCUGAGAUUUGGAAUUUGUUGGGAACACUCAGGAUCCCACUGGUGCAGAGCAUGAAGUCCAAUGGGGCAGGUGGCUGGUGGCAUGAUUCAGACUGUUUUCACCAAGCCACAGAUCUUAAAGGCACCAUUGACCUCUCACCAGCAUGGUUUCAGCAAGCACAUGGGCCCAGUAACCCUUUACAUCACCCAGAAGUAUCACUACUGUUAAAAGAAAAAUCUCAGCCAAGGGAGACCAGACAAUGGCUGGAUAGCAUGGCUGGUCUACACACUAUCCUAUUGGGUGCAUUGCAGAUCAUGCACCCGAAAAUGUACCUAAAUGGGCAGGAGGCACUCAUGUGA
Messenger RNA from Pisolithus orientalis, 579 nucleotides. RefSeq lists its product as uncharacterized. NCBI's taxonomy places the organism in Eukaryota, Fungi, Basidiomycota, Agaricomycetes, Boletales, Pisolithaceae. The record is from RefSeq and is a predicted model, not a curated record. The coding region runs from base 1 to 579 and encodes 192 amino acids. The transcript is spliced from 5 exons.